Messenger RNA from Capsaspora owczarzaki ATCC 30864, 1250 nucleotides. Its product is annotated as isocitrate dehydrogenase. Gene Ontology annotation, molecular function: magnesium ion binding; isocitrate dehydrogenase (NAD+) activity; NAD binding. Gene Ontology annotation, cellular component: mitochondrion. The coding region runs from base 23 to 1102 and encodes 359 amino acids. NCBI's taxonomy places the organism in Eukaryota, Filasterea, Ministeriida, Capsasporidae. The transcript has 9 exons. The record is from RefSeq and is a predicted model, not a curated record. Gene Ontology annotation, biological process: isocitrate metabolic process; tricarboxylic acid cycle.
CUUCAUUUUUCACUCUCAGCAAAUGUUCUCGUCCAAGCUUCUUGGUGGUGCCAGCGUCCUCCGUGCCGCGUCUUCCCGCCUUGCAUCCACCAGCGCUGCUGGCCGCCAGACCGUCGCCCUCAUCCCCGGCGAUGGCAUUGGCCCCGAGAUCUCCGCCGCCGUCCAGAACAUUUUCGCUGCUGCUCAGGUCCCGAUUGACUGGGUGAACGUCGACGUCAAGCCCGUUCGCCGCGCCGAUGGCACCAUGACCAUCCCCCAGGCCGCUAUCGAGACCAUCAACAAGGCCAAGAUCGGCCUCAAGGGUCCCCUCGAAACCCCAAUUGGCAAGGGCCACGUCUCGCUCAACCUCACCCUUCGCAAGGAGUUCAACCUGUACGCCAACGUCCGCCCCUGCCGCUCGAUCGAGGGCUACAAGACCCCCUACGACAACGUCAACACUGUCAUUAUCCGCGAGAACACUGAGGGAGAGUACUCUGGCAUUGAGCACACUGUCGUCGAUGGCGUCGUGCAAAGCAUCAAGGUCAUCUCGCGCCCCGCUUCGUUGCGCGUUGCCAAGUUUGCGUUCGAUUACGCUGUUGCCAACAACCGCAAGACUGUCACUUCGGUCCACAAGGCCAACAUUAUGCGUCAGUCCGACGGUCUUUUCCUGGAAUGCUGCCGAGAGGUUGCCCAAAACUACCCCACUAUCAAGUAUACCGAGAUGUUCCUCGACAAGGCAUGCUUGAAUAUCACCAUGGAUCCCUCCCAAUUCGACGUGCUCGUCAUGCCCAACCUUUACGGCGAUAUUCUCAGUGACUUGAGCGCCGGCCUGAUCGGCGGUCUUGGUCUCACCCCCUCUGGCAACAUUGGCUACGACGGCGUUGCCAUUUUCGAAUCCGUCCACGGCACUGCUCCCGACAUUGCUGGCCAAGACAAGGCCAACCCCACCGCUCUUCUUCUCAGCGCCUGCAUGAUGCUCCGUCACAUCAACCUCAACUCGUACGCCGACAAGGUCGAGGCUGCUGCUCUGGCUACCAUCAAGGAGGGCAAGGUUCGCACUGGCGAUCUUAAGGGCACUGCCAAGUGCUCCGAGUUCACCAAGGCCAUCAUCGCGCGCCUUUAAUCCUGCAAUAAUCUCGUUUUGAUCGCUUUUGAUGUGGUUUGCUGUGUGCAUCUUCUUUCUUCUUAUUUCUCCAUUUUUGAUGAUGAUGAAUUGUCAUUUCUCUCGUUGUGCAGCGUGUAUCGUGUACUACAAUGAACCAUGUCGAGCA